This is a messenger RNA of Morone saxatilis (striped sea-bass), 1954 nucleotides long. RefSeq names its product sirtuin 2 (silent mating type information regulation 2, homolog) 2 (S. cerevisiae) (gene sirt2). The record is from RefSeq and is a predicted model, not a curated record. Lineage: Eukaryota; Metazoa; Chordata; Actinopteri; Moronidae. Gene Ontology annotation, molecular function: NAD+ binding.
AAAAAGAAGAAGAGGAGGAGGAGGUGACGCCUGAACCAGAGGAGCAAUCAGACGACAGCAGUGAGGAGGAGGCUGCAGGAGACACAGAGAUGGACUUCCUGCGUAACCUCUUCUCCAGCACCCUGGGCCUCGGCUCAGCAGACAAAGUGCUGGAUGAGCUGACUCUAGAAGGAGUGGCGCGAUACAUACAGAGCGGAAAAUGUAAAAACAUCAUCUGCAUGGUUGGAGCAGGAAUAUCCACAUCGGCUGGAAUCCCUGAUUUCCGCUCACCUGGAACUGGCCUGUAUGCAAACUUGCAAAAAUAUAACCUGCCUUACCCAGAGGCCAUCUUCCAGAUAGAUUACUUUAAGAAACAUCCAGAGCCUUUCUUCGCCUUGGCUAAGGAGCUAUAUCCAGGACAGUUUAAGCCGACAGUCUGUCACUACUUCAUGAAGCUGCUGAAGGACAAGGGGCUGCUGAGACGCUGCUACUCACAGAAUAUUGACACACUGGAGCGUGUGGCCGGGCUCGAGGGAGACGAUCUAAUUGAGGCUCACGGAACGUUCUACACGUCCCACUGUGUCAGCUUCUGUUGCCGCAAGGAGUACAAUCUGGACUGGAUGAAAGAUAAAAUCUUUUCUGAUGACAUUCCUCGAUGUGACAAGUGCAGCAGUUUGGUCAAGCCAGACAUCGUCUUCUUUGGAGAGAAUCUACCCGUCCGGUUCUUCACUUCAAUGAAGAUGGAUUUUCCUCGCUGUGAUCUUCUCAUCGUCAUGGGGACCUCUCUGCAGGUCCAGCCAUUUGCAGGUCUAGUCAGCAGGGUUUCAAAAAGCUGCCCCAGACUGCUCAUUAACAUGGAGAAGGCAGGGCAGGCUGAUCCUCUGUUCGGGUUGCUGGGUUUUGGAGGAGGGAUGGACUUCGACUCAGACAAGGCGUACAGAGAUGUAGCUCACAUCAGUACAUGUGAUGAUGGCUGUCUGGCUCUGGCUGACCUGUUGGGAUGGAAGGCGGAGCUGGAAGAAUUGGUGAAGCAGGAGCAUGCCAGGAUCGACAGUCAGGACAAGAAAGAGAAGGCCAGUGAGAGUAAAGGAGCUGCAGCCAAGGCAAGCUCUGCAUCAGCGGCCCCAGAGCCCAAAAAGGAAGAGUAACUAACUAGUAAGAAAAGCUCCUAUAGUGACAGAACCGUUUGGAGUUGGCCCUAAAGGGGAAUUAUGAAUCGAGGCCUUUUGUUUGGAAAUGAAGGUCAUUUUCCAUCUGCGGACAUUUAAUUCUUUUGAACAAUCUCCUGUUUAUAACAGUUAUUUGCACUUUACUGACAUGAAUCUACUUUCCUUAUUUUUUUGGCAUUAGCUCACAUAUGCCUCAACUGUAUAUUUCUUUCUGGGGCAACCAACUAUUGAACACAUCUGAUUUGGGCCAAGCCACUUCAACUGAGUACCUGAAUUCAAUUUAAGCUUCUCCAAAAGAAAAGUAUAUUUUAUCUGUCACCUUUUCCUGCAAGCCAGAAUCUGUUGGCCUGAUUGGUCAGUGACUUCCUAAAAGUACUUCUUGGUAGGUGAACAGAUAGCUGUAAAUAUAACAAUAGGGUAAGUGGUUGUGUGGAACUUUUAAAAUGUUUUAAACUAACUUUGUUUUUCAUGUUAACCUUCUGCUCCUGUUUGAUUUGACUUUCUGUAAUUUAAACACAAUGUCAUCAGAUGUUUAUGCGGCAACAAACUGUACAUGAUAUACAAAAUAACAGUGACUUUGCUCUCUACAGUUGGUCCUUAGACAGAAUUGCUAAAAUAUGAGGUAGUGAAGUACAAGAAGGUAUUUCAUAGGGAACCAUGUGGGCUGUCUUAAAGAGCAUGAAUUGUUACAUAAUGAAAUUAAAAAUACAGGGGCUGGACACUGCUACCUUACCAUCUGUACAAAGUAAUGGAAACCAGUACAAAAAUCCUGCAAUAAAUUUGUAAAGCCGAUAAUGUUCACUUUG